Molecule: messenger RNA, 532 nt
Organism: Moneuplotes crassus
Lineage: Eukaryota; Ciliophora; Spirotrichea; Euplotida; Euplotidae
Source: the annotation of a GenBank genome assembly
UUUACUAACAUGAAAGCUUCACACAAUUGGCUCUGGGAUGACUCUCAAUGAGUUGUCUCCGAUGAUUGCAAUGAGCUUCUUCCUAAGAACAGUGUCUACAAAUGGCAGAACAAUAACAAUGUUCUUGUAGCUGACAAAGGCCACGUUAGACCUAUAAUGAAGAUGUGCGAUAAAGAUAACUCUGAGGGCUCAAUGAUGGUCCCACAGAUAAAAGAUGAUGGAAAAAUCGCAAUUUUGCACCCAACACCAAGGCUUGGGUUAUUGGUUGAGAAGAUUAAGCAUAAGAACAGAGAACGAUGCUUGAAAGAAUUUAAGAAGAUAAAGAAUUAUUCAUCAUGGAGCUACUCUCAUAUUCACAACAAAAGUAAUGGAGAGAAUAUUUCUUCUUGGAAGUACAAGUGAGAAGUUGACCGAAAGAUAUCAUCACAUAGAAUCUUGGAUACAAUUAAUGGAGGAUCUCAAACACUGUUUCUGAGAAUAAAAAAGUAGUCUUCGCCUCGGUCCAAAUAAAUAACUUCUACAUAAUAAUUUC